Molecule: messenger RNA, 4407 nt
Organism: Myxocyprinus asiaticus (Chinese sucker)
Lineage: Eukaryota; Metazoa; Chordata; Actinopteri; Cypriniformes; Catostomidae
Exons: 8
Coding region: 27-4397 (1456 amino acids)
Biological process (GO): cell-cell adhesion; cell migration
Cellular component (GO): adherens junction; catenin complex
Molecular function (GO): beta-catenin binding; actin filament binding
Source: RefSeq, a predicted model, not a curated record
UGCAUGGAGCUGCUACAUCAAAAGGAAUGCCAUCUCUACUAGAGGACGGCUUGAUAAAAACUCGCUCAAUAGAGCAGGUGGUUGCCCCUCUGUCUAUUCACCUGUGUCACCUCAUCCUGCUGUGUGAGAGUGAGACAGAACUGGACCAGUUCACCCAGCUGGAAGCUGCAGCCAAAGCGGUGGCAAAGUCUUCCAAGAACAUGGCAGCUGUGGCAUCAAGGCUGGUGGCAGAUUCAGAUGAUAAUUUCCUGAAGAUUGAAAUGGUUCCACUUGUAGAAUCCCUCACUGUGUCGGGCCAGCAUGUGCUCCUGGCGACCCAAAAGCUCAGCAUACAACCGGAAAUUACAGAGCACAGAGAGGAGCUCAUUGAAGCCACUCAGAAUGUGCUGUUAGGUGUGGUUAAGAUUCUUUUGGUAGAGGAUAAUGCAACUAUAAGGAAGAUCACUGCUGCAGCUGACUGGCUCUUGUAUUGUCUAACUCAAGUAGGAGCUUCAGCGGACAUAUCAUCCUUAUUGAAAGCAUUCCAAGUCUACUCAAAGGCAAUGCUGCUGCUUCACAACUUGGUGGGGGAAAGAAUCCAGGAACUGCGUGACAACAAACAGCAGGUGCUUUUAAAAGCUUCCCUAGAAACCCUGAAAAAAUGUGUUUCCAUGCUGCACACAGCAAUGUAUAUGACCAUCAAACAUCCCAACAGUGAGGAGGGCCAGGCUGCAAAGCAAUACAUCUUAAGCCAGGUGGAUUCAACCGUGAAUGACAUCGUAGCCACAAUAAUGAGCAAGUGUGAACCAGCCGCAACAGGUUCAUGUGGAUACUACACCAAAAUACGGAACAAGUUACUGGAGUUGCUGUCUGCCCCUGGUUCAGUUAAAGAUGGUGGAUUUGACAUCAUGCUUCGUGAUCUAGUGUUCCACAGUAUGAUGGUAGCAAACACUUCUCGGAGGAAACUUCAGUUUGAAGUGACUGCAAAUUGCAAUCUGGUCCUAAAGUUCUGGUCAGAGAUUUCACAACAAAUUAAGUGCUCUGAUGAUCAAUCCCAGCUUGCAAACAAAUGUGCUUCCUUGCUGCAGCAAAUCUACAAACUUGAUGAUGCCAUGAUAAAAGCUACCCUGUUUCAGGUAAUGGAUAUAUUUGUCUCAAGUUCAACUCCUUUGGAACAGUUGGUGCACACUGUGAGCUGUAUCUUCCAGGAUACAAAAGAUUCUUACAAGUUGGAUGUGGAAACAGUUCGGCUACAAUCUGAUGCCUUCAUAGCUCAUGCUGAGAAGAUUGCAGAGGUGGCUGGCUUCAUCUCAGCAUUAGCAUGUGAUGAAAAGAACCUUGAAGGCAUAAAUAACUCCAAAACCUGCCUUAUACGACUAAAAGAGGCAAUUGUAACACUUGUGCCAGAGCUUGAGGAAGACAUGAUGCAUUGCUGUGAAACACUGCAAAAACUGAAAGAGAUGCAUCAGAGAUGGGUGGAGGAGAUGGAGCAGCUUCUGCAUUGCUGUAGUAGCAUCAUAGACGUAAAGAACUUUGUCUGUCUUGCUCUUAAGGAGAUGAGGAGAGACUGGAUGGCAUGUGUUGAAGCACAUAAAGAUCAGGAUGCACAGUUCUUCACAAAACAGGCAAGUCUGCUCAUUGGCCACAUGAGCCAGGUGAUCCAUUUUUCAAGAAAACAUGUUGAUAAAAGUGACAAUCCAAUCUACCGCAACGGACUGCUGGUUCUGGUAAAACAAGCUGAGAGCUCUGCAGCGGAGGUGACCAGCUAUGUCACUGAUAUCUAUUCUUACACCAUUCUUAGCAAUGAAGCAUUCUCAUUGCUUUCUGAUAGCAUCUCGACAUCUCUAAAGUACUUUGAGAUUCUAUGUGAAGGGCUUGAUGGUUUGCAGCAUCCACAUCUGCUCAGCCCUUUGCGUGAAGGAGCCCGCCAGACUGCCAGUACAGUACCAUGCAGUAUCCCUAUUUCAGAACAUCAGACAUCAACUGAUGAAAAAAGAGAACCAGAGUCUUCAGUGCACAGCUUCACUAGUGAAGAAAUCCCAUGUGAGCUCAAAGACGGUUUGGAGAAUCAGAGUGUUCAUUCAAUCAUGGAGCACCAUGAACCAAACAUCAAAGAAGAGUGGACUGCACCUGUUAUAGAAUCUCAACCUGUCGUACAGCUCCACAAUAUUGAUUUGUUACCUCUUUUGUGUCAAGUUCUCAGCAUGACCAAAGGUAAAGAUGUAGAGGCACUCAACAUAGCAUGCACUGGAGUUUUGGGACUUUCGAACAAUUAUGUGCAAGCUGCAAGAGAGGCCGCGAGUGUCAUAGACACAGCUAAUAAUCAAGAACUGGAAAAUCUGCGGUCCAAACUAGUGUCUCUGACUCCCCUACUUGUCCAGACAGCACAGGAAACGGCAAUGAGUUCAGCCAUGAGUACAGAUAGCAUUUAUAAGCACAGUAUGCAAUUUUCAGACCUCAUCAAUAAUGCACGUAAGAUAUUGCUGCAAGUGGCAGGAAUAUGGUACCAUGCUGUUUAUUCCAUUUUCCAAAACUACGUACCUAGUAUGUUGGAAUCAAUCACACAGGAACUCACAGAGGUCAUGUGUUUAUGCGCAGAUGCUGUGCAACUUGUGACCACAGUGGACAUCAAGGUGUUGGGUCAUGAGUGUCAUGAGAGUAUUACAGCUUUGCAGAGUAAGCUUCAAAAAGCUCAAACGAACACCAAGAAUCUCAUAGACCUAACUGGUUCAAGGCCAACUCAAACCGAUGAGCUAGAUGGUCUCUGCAUGCUUUGGGCCUUGUCCAUCCAAGUGCUGCUAACCUCAUUGGAUAGGAUACUGGGAACAGCCACGACUGAUGGCAAGCUAAUCAAACACCAAAUGACACCCAAGAAAUGGUUGGCAGCUAUGUCUGAGAACUCACUUCGUAUACAAGAAGCCGCAAGACUAUCGUCUUUGAACUGUCGAGACAGCUAUAAAGUAAAACUGUUAAGAGAAUUACAAGAAGAGGUGAAGACACUUACAGACUCAUACCUACAGGCUGCUGAGGGUGUUAAUAAUGUGUCUUUCUCUAGUGUCCUGGUGCUGGCAAAGUCAGAGCUGCUUCAGAGACAGCUUCAAAUUAAAAUGAAGGCACUUUCUUGUCUCCUGAGCAAAGUUAACAAGGAUUAUGUGACUGCAAUUCAAAAUGCUGUUGCCUUGGCAUGCUCUGUCCAAACAAAAGAUGGUAUCAUUGAAAGCGAAGAUGCUCUGGCACAGUUUGAAGGUGCAGCAGAAUUGCUUGUGCAGAAUGUUAAAACCACCACAGAGUCUAUCCAAGACUGUUUCAAUUUCAUUAGAGACCCAAGGGAGAGAUCAAGCCUAAGGGUUAUUAAUGACCAUUUGUCAUUUCAGAUGUCAGACAUUGUGAGUAGAGCCAGAUUAAUUGUGGAGACCCAAAGCAUUGGCGAGACUUCAACUCUUGAUAUUCAGUCACAGUGCUGGUCAGCAAAGGCACAUUAUCUUGUAGAGGAAAUUUGUAAAGUGGAUGGAAUUCUUGAGGUCACAAAAGAACAGAUCAAGCGUGGGUUGCAGGGCAAAGAGUACAGCAGAUUUGUCAAGCCUCAAACAGCAACAAGUUUCACACAAAAGGACACAUUGCAUCCUGUAAAAAGAGAAAUAGAUCCUGUGUCCACAAAUAAUCAAGGUUCUACUAAAAGCAAACUGAGCACCAAUUUUAAAGAUGUGGCUAAUCGGGAACCAAAUAAGGAUGUGACAUCCCAGAGGAGCACAAGAGUGCCAGUGUUCAGCUCAGUGGAUUCGACUCUCUCUUACACAUCUCUCUUUCUGAAACAAGAGACGGAGAAGUGGGAUGACCAGGGUAACCAGAUUGUCAGAGUGACUAAAGAAAUGGCAGAUAAGCUCUAUCACAUGGCCCAGUACCUAAAAAGGAAAGGGCCAAUUCAGAGCAAAGACGCUUUUGUAACGUCUGCAAAAGAUCUAGUCUUAAGUGGCCAGUCAAUCACCCAGUUUGUGCGUGUCAUAGCAGACCACUGUUUGGACAAGCAUUGCACGGAAGAGCUCUGUGUCACAGCAGAGCAGAUUCUUACCAUUGCCAACCAACUGACCAUCAUCUCUAGUGUCAAUGCAGUGACCCCUGGGUGCAAAUCAUCAGACGAGAUCCUUGUGAAGAAUGCACAGAACCUACUCCAGACAGUAAUCCAAGGCGUACGAGCGGCAGAGACUGCAUGUAUCAGGGGUUUGAAACAACCAGAGCCAAACUCUGAAGCAGCAAAGGCAGCAGCUUUCUGUUUCCAGUGGAAAAAGAGUCUUCUCAUCCACCGAGCUCAGGAGCAGCUCAACCCAGAAACUGAUGAUUUGGGCUUACGUAGGAUUUCUCAGCAUUCUGCUGCACCCAGCCUUGCUCCACCCAUCAAUGUUUCAGACAGUUACAAAUGAUGGGUAAACA